This is a messenger RNA of Atta colombica, 1581 nucleotides long. RefSeq names its product peroxisomal N(1)-acetyl-spermine/spermidine oxidase. The record is from RefSeq and is a predicted model, not a curated record. The transcript has 3 exons. Lineage: Eukaryota; Metazoa; Arthropoda; Insecta; Hymenoptera; Formicidae. The coding region runs from base 1 to 1581 and encodes 526 amino acids. Gene Ontology annotation, molecular function: polyamine oxidase activity.
AUGGCGGAACCUGCAAAUAAUUCGGAGGAUGACAACCUGUCAUGUAAGAUCUUGAUUAUCGGUGCCGGUAUGGCUGGAUUGUCCGCGGCAACUCAUUUAUUGAAGAAUAACGAGACGGAUUUUCUCAUCGUCGAGGCGCGCGGACGUAUUGGUGGACGAAUCAUCGCGGCGCAAGUCGGCAAUGAAAAAGUUGAGUUAGGAGCAAACUGGAUCCACGGAGUGUUAGGUAAUCCCAUGUUUGAGUUGGCGAUGGCAAAUGGUUUAAUAGACAUUGUACAUGUGCCGAAACCUCAUAAAGUGGUGGCAGCAUUGGAGGAUGGAAAACAAUUGCCAUUUCCUGUAUUACGAGAGAUCUAUGAGGCUUACGUAUGCUUUUUGAGGCGAUGCGAAGAAUAUUUUCUGAGCAUGUACAGUCCACCAGAUGGUAUAACCAGUGUUGGAGCACAUAUUGCGUUGGAAGCAGAGAUAUAUCUGUCUUCUGUACCACCUGAACAACGAAGAAUAAGACAGCUAAUCUUUGACUGUUUACUCAAAAGAGAAACUUGUGUCACGGGUUGCGACAGUAUGGACGAUGUAGAUCUUCUAGAAAUGGGCUCCUACGAUGAACUUCAAGGUGGUAAUAUUAGUCUUCCGAACGGAUAUAGCGCUAUAUUGGAACCAGUUUCGAAACAUAUACCAAAGGAGUGUAUACUUAUGAAGCAUGUUGUAACAAAGAUUAGGUGGCAGAAACAACAAUGUUGUCAAGAUGAUGUCGAUCCUACAGAAAAAUCUGAUUUUAAAUCAAAUAGCCUUAUAGAAGUACAAUGUGAAAAUGGAAAGACGAUCACUGCGGAGCACAUAGUAUGUACGUUACCAUUAGGCGUUUUAAAAAGGACAGCUAAGGAUUUGUUCGAACCGUCGUUGCCCACAUACAAAUUGGAAGCAAUAAACAGACUAAUGUUCGGUACAGUGAAUAAGAUAUUUCUCGAAUACGAACGGCCUUUUUUAAAUCCUGGUGUAUCGGAAGUGAUGCUCCUUUGGGAUGACGAUCGAUUAUCUGAAGCAGAAAAACGGGAUAUUAGUAAGACCUGGUUUAGGAAGAUAUAUUCGUUUAUUAAGAUCUCGGACACGUUGCUACUCGGUUGGAUAUCCGGUCGCGCGGCAGAAUACAUGGAAAAGCUGAGUACCACAGAAGUGUCAGAAGUGUGCACGACAAUCCUGCGGCGAUUUCUUAAUGAUCCUUUCGUACCGAUUCCGAAGAACUGUUUGCGCACCACGUGGCAAUCUCAACCAUAUACGCGAGGUUCAUACACUGCGAUGGCUGUAGGAGCGAGUCAAUUGGACAUCAGAAGUUUGGCUGAGCCGUUGGUUCAGAAGAAAACGGAAGAUAACGCAGACGAAACAGUCAAAAUUCUGGUGGCAUUUGCAGGCGAACAUACUCAUUCUUCGUUCUAUAGUACAGUACAUGGAGCAUAUUUAACUGGUCGAACAGCGGCUGAAUUACUCUUGGGUACCAAACAAAGUGAAAAGCAUGCCUUAAGUCUUAGUUGUGAGGAUACCAGCGAUCUCAGUUCGUGGAUACAAGGCAUUUCUUUAAAUUAA